Messenger RNA from Capsella rubella, 2640 nucleotides. Its product is annotated as pentatricopeptide repeat-containing protein At1g62680, mitochondrial. The record is from RefSeq and is a predicted model, not a curated record. NCBI's taxonomy places the organism in Eukaryota, Viridiplantae, Streptophyta, Magnoliopsida, Brassicales, Brassicaceae. The transcript is spliced from 2 exons. Gene Ontology annotation, molecular function: protein binding. The coding region runs from base 64 to 1713 and encodes 549 amino acids.
CUCUUUCAGAGAACACUUCGUUCUAGGAUUCUAAGUCAGACCAAAAUCAAAAUCGGAAAAACAAUGCAGAGAUCGGUUGCGAUGACGGCGAAGAGACUUCUUCAUCGCAAUCUUCUCGCAGAAGCUAAACCUAGAACCGUUUCGUCUCCUUCAUUUAGCCAUUGCAGUUCUUGUUGUUGCUGGGUACGACGAGCUUCUUCUUCAAGGGCCAAUGGUGAUUUGCGAGAGAGAUUAAGCAAAACUAGUCUUCGCGAUAUAAAGCUAGAUGACGCGAUUGAUCUGUUCAGUGACAUGGUUAAGUCUCGUCCUUUCCCUUCCGUUGUAGAUUUCAAUAGAUUGUUGAGUGCCAUUGUCAAAUUGAAGAAGUAUGACGUUGUAAUCUCUCUGGGAAAAAAAAUGGAAGCUUUGGGGAUUCGAAGUGAUCUUUAUACGUUUAAUAUUGUGAUUAAUUGUUUUUGUUGCUGUUUUCAAGUCUCUCUUGCUUUAUCUGUUCUUGGCAAGAUGUUGAAACUUGGUUAUGAGCCUGAUAGAGUCACACUUGGGUCUCUUGUUAAUGGAUUAUGUCGUAGGAAUAGAGUUUCUGAUGCUGUAGCUUUGGUUGAUAAAAUGGUGGAGAUUGGAUAUAGACCGGACAUUGUUGCUUACAACGCUAUUAUUGAUAGUCUUUGCAAAGCAAGACGUGCGGAUGAUGCUCUCGACUUUUUCAAGGAAAUUGAAAGGAAAAGGAUUAGACCGAAUGUUGUUACAUACACUGCGCUUGUAAAGGGUCUUUGUAGUUCAGGUAGAUGGAGCGAUGCUGCUCGGCUUUUGAGGGAUAUGAUCAAGAGGAAAACCUCUCCUAAUGUGAUUACUUACAGUACAUUGCUCGAUGCGUUUGUGAAAAACGGAAAGGUUUUGGAGGCUAAGGAGCUUUUCGAGGAGAUGGUCCGGAUGUCUAUUGAUCCUGAUAUAGUGACUUACAGUUCGUUGAUCAAUGGGCUUUGUAUGCACGAUCGCAUAGAUGAGGCCAACCAAAUGUUUGAUUUGAUGGUUAGCAAGGGUUGUUUCCCAGAUGUAGUGAGUUACAACACUCUUAUAAAUGGAUUUUGUAAAGCAAAGAGAGUAGAGGAUGGGAUGAAACUGUUCUGUGAAAUGACUCAGAGAGGAUUAGUUAGCAGUACAGUCACUUACAACACUCUUAUCCAAGGGUUUUUUCAAGCAGGCGAUGUUGAUAAAGCUCAAGAAUUUUUUAGUCAGAUGGAUUCUUUUGGUGUCUCUCCCGAUAUUUGGACCUAUAAUAUUUUGUUAGGUGGUCUUUGUGACAACAGGGAGCUAGAGAAAGCAUUGAUGAUAUUUGAAGAUAUGCAAAAGAUCGAAAUGGAACUUGACAUUGUCACAUAUACUACUAUUAUCCGAGGAAUGUGCAAGACUGGUAAGGUCGAAGAUGCUUGGGGUUUAUUUUGUAGCCUCAGCCUCAAAGGAUUGAAGCCUGAUAUUGUAACAUACACUACAAUGAUGUCAGGGUUGUGUACGAAAGGCCUACAACGUGAAAUUGAUGCUUUGUAUAUGAAAAUGAAACAUGAGGGGCUUAUGAAAGAUGACUCCACGCUAUGCCUUAAAGAUGGUGACACAACUAUAUCCGCCGAACUUAUCAAAGAAAUAUUGAGCUGUGGUUACACACCAACCUUGCUUAGAAAGUCUGGCGGUUGCAACAAAGUUGUGUCUCCAUUGUAAUUGUUACAGUGUGCAUUUCCAAAUCCACUGUGUGGAUAUGUUUGGGUUUUGUCCUAGAAUUCAUCUGUUUCAGCGGUGAAUGAAUCACUGGCACUUGGUGUUUUUGUAAUUCGAGAUUUCGAGUUGAGAAAUCCUCAAUUGCUUCAUCCAACCAUUGAGUAAUGGUGGUUGGUGAAGUGUUAUUGAAUGGUGAAUGCAUCUGGGUUCUUCACUAACCGCCUCAUUCCUGAUUAGAGAUUCGGAUUUGGAUUGUACAGUUGAAGGGAUUCUCUGGGAGGAUUUUGUGCUGUCAUCACCACCACCAGCAGCUCUAUCGCUGAUGCUGAUUAGCGUUGCUUCAUCGUCUUCUUUCAUCGCACUAAAGGAAAAACAGAUGAAUGUAGGAAAAAGAUGUAUUUGGCUCGGCUUGAGGAAGAAUGAGCAUUACUUGGUUUCUCUCAAGCUUAUCAUGAUUCCUCUCUUUGCACAUAAAACAUAUAGGAAACUGCUCUGCCAGAGAUUAGAGAAAGCCAUGAUGUUGUUAAUAAAGGCAAAGCUUCUCGCAGCUUUGGAAACAACCAUGGAAGAGCUUCUCACUUACUUAGUGAUAUGAUUGAGAAGAAAAUCGUCCCCAAUGUAGUCACUUUUAAUGCAUUGAUCAAUGCGCGAGUAUAUGCAAAAGGAGUGAAAUGGAGCUCGCUAUAUUCACAAAUAAUACUAUGAUUGAAGGGAUGUGCAAGGCUGCGAAGGCCAAAGAUGAGUGGGAUUUAUUUUGUAGCCUCAGCCUUAAAAGGAGUGAAGCCUAAUGUUGUAACCUACAAUACAAUGAUCUCAGGCUUGUGUUAGGAAGCAGUAUAUCUUUUGUCUUUUAAUUGAUUUAUUACGGUUCUCAAUGUUAAAUGUGGAUAAGAUAUGUGCAUAUUCAGUUGAUGUUGUUUCUGCGCAUUA